Molecule: messenger RNA, 840 nt
Organism: Thlaspi arvense
Lineage: Eukaryota; Viridiplantae; Streptophyta; Magnoliopsida; Brassicales; Brassicaceae
Source: the annotation of a GenBank genome assembly
AUGUGUCGUGAAUCGGAGAAGUGCCCUCGACUGUAUCCGAAGAGGGAGAGAAGGGAUGACACCCGAGACAGGGGUGGAGUACCGAGGGGAGAAAUCAAAAGCUACAAGGGAGCUUUAGUAAGUGCAGGAGGAGUUGGCAACACAUCAACGUCAUCUACUAUUGCGGAAUCUUCUAAGGGGAAGGGGAAAGCAUUGGACCAUCGGGAGGACAAGAGAGGGCAAUAUAAUGACGGUGAUAAAGAGAGACAUCAUGGGGAUAAUAACAGGAGUCUCAGGAUGCCACCAAGAGAACAUAGGAACCAGGGAGGGGUUACACGGGGUAUUCAAAGGAACAUUGGAGGACAGAGGUCCAGGAAUGGGGAUAUGCGCACAGAGAAGAAAGGGGAUUAUGCAGGGAUAACAGAGGCAACAUAUAAGAAAAGCCCAUCUGAGCACUCAGCAAAAAAUGUACGAAAAGGCAUUGACUUUGAAGAAAUAGUCCUAGGAACGGAUGAACUUGGCAAUAUGAUUGAUAGAAUGGAUAUGCUGGAACCGGGGACCUUGGUAGAGGAUAGUGUGGAUGCAGGUUUAGAGGAUGACAUAGAUUUGCUGGCUGAAUACGGUGGUGACAAUGGGGCCAUAUGUAAUGAUGUCACGGAGGAGAAUAAUGGGAUUAACGAAGAGGUCUUAGGGGAAGGGACUGAUAUGCAAGGUACAAUGGAGGCCGAUGGAGACUUGGUCAGCUGUAAUGAGGGUGUAAAUGAAGGGAUAAAUGAUAGUGGGAUAAUCGAAACUGAUGCUACAUGCCACAACUCCGAGGAAGAAAGCUGCUACAAGGGACUGCAAACGUGGGGGGGAUGA